AUGUUUCCCGUUUGUGCUUGUCUUGUGUGUCUGUAUUCCUGUAAUGUUUCCCGUUUGUGCUUGUCUUGUUGUCUGUAUUCCUGUAAUGUUUCCCGUUUGUGCUUGUCUUGUUGUCUGUAUUCCUGUAAUGUUUCCCGUCUGUGCUUGUCUUGUUGUCUGUAUUCCUGUAAUGUUUCCCGUCUGUGCUUGUCUUGUUGUCUGUAUUCCUGUAAUGUUUCCCGUCUGUGCUUGUCUUGUUGUCUGUAUUCCUGUAAUGUUUCCCGUUUGUGCUUGUCUUGUUGUCUGUAUUCCUGUAAUGUUUCCCGUUUGUGCUUGUCUUGUUGUCUGUAUUCCUGUAAUGUUUCCCGUUUGUGCUUGUCUUGUUGUCUGUAUUCCUGUAAUGUUUCCCGUUUGUGCUUGUCUUGUUGUCUGUAUUCCUGUAAUGUUUCCCGUUUGUGCUUGUCUUGUUGUCUGUAUUCCUGUAAUGUUUCCCGUCUGUGCUUGUCUUGUUGUCUGUAUUCCUGUAAUGUUUCCCGUCUGUGCUUGUCUGGUUGUCUGUAUUCCUGUAAUGUUUCCCGUCUGUGCUUGUCUUGUUGUCUGUAUUCCUGUAAUGUUUCCCGUCUGUGCUUGUCUUGUUGUCUGUAUUCCUGUAAUGUUUCCCGUCUGUGCUUGUCUUGUUGUCUGUAUUCCUGUAAUGUUUCCCGUCUGUGCUUGUCUUGUUGUCUGUAUUCCUGUAAUGUUUCCCGUCUGUGCUUGUCUUGUUGUCUGUAUUCCUGUAAUGUUUCCCGUCUGUGCUUGUCUUGUUGUCUGUAUUCCUGUAAUGUUUCCCGUCUGUGCUUGUCUUCUUGUCUGUAUUCCUGUAAUGUUUCCCGUCUGUGCUUGUCUUGUUGUCUGUAUUCCUGUAAUGUUUCCCGUUUGGUUGCAUGUUGCUACCAACAGGACUCAUUUUAA
Candidula unifasciata is the source of this 930-nucleotide messenger RNA. The record is from the annotation of a GenBank genome assembly. NCBI's taxonomy places the organism in Eukaryota, Metazoa, Mollusca, Gastropoda, Stylommatophora, Geomitridae.